This is a messenger RNA of Durusdinium trenchii, 1281 nucleotides long. Lineage: Eukaryota; Dinophyceae; Suessiales; Symbiodiniaceae. The record is from the annotation of a GenBank genome assembly.
AUGGCAGUCUUCAGUAAGAUGUCAGGACGUCGUACAGCGGUGCCGGUGGUGCUGGGUGCUGCCGCACUGGCAGCAACCAGCUUUGUUGUUCCAGGAACUCCUGUCCAGCAAAUCUCUGCCCGAACUCCUGUGGCUGCUCAGGUCAAGCAGGAUGCAGUGAGCUCUCUACCAGGCCUUACAGCAGGCAUGACCAUGGGAAUGACAGCUGCAGCAGCUGCAGCAAACCGCAGGAAGCCAGCGAGGAGUCAAAGGUCAGUGGCAAAGGCCAAGAAGGAGCUGUCGGAAUCCGGCCUGUUGCACUUGGUCGCAUCCGUUCAGGAUGUCUUGUCGAAACCUCACGAGGGAGAUCGCAUGAGGAAUCUGAAGGCUCUGGCGGCUGAGCUGAAGCACAAUCAGCAGAAGAGUACCAGCCCAAUGGAGGGCCCCUUGCGAUGGGUGACCAAUAUGGCAGCAUCCCUUCUGUUGACCCAGGGCAUGGCCUUACAGCCUGCGCAUGCGGGAGAUGUGAUCAACUACUCUGAUUUCAUUGAUUCAGUGAACAAGGGCGAUGUUGAGAUGGUGCGUGUUCAGCCCGACAUGCUCUCUGCCCAGUACAUCACUAAGGAAGGUGCCCGGCGGGAAGUGAACCUCAUUCCAAACGCACAGAUUGAAGAUCAGCUCUUUAACCAGCUUGCUGACAAGAAGGUGGAUGUGGUGAUGUCGACCGGUGAGGCCGGAUCUCCCUUGGACUUCCUGGCACGCUUCGCUGGUCCAUUGGCAUGGUUGGUCGCUGGCCUCUUGCUACUCUUUGGUGGUGUCGGUGGACCUGCCGGACCGGGUGGCCCAGGUGGUAAUCCCUUUGAGCUGGGUAAGUCCAAAGCCCGGAUCAUCAAAGACGGCGACACCAAGGUGAAGUUUGGUGAUGUGGCGGGGUGCGACGGCGCCAAGACCGAGCUAGUGGAGGUAGUCGACUUCCUGAAGAACGCCUCCAGGUACUCGGAGCUCGGCGCCCAAAUCCCGAAGGGUGCCUUGCUGGUGGGCCCACCCGGCACCGGAAAGACCUUGCUGGCGAAGGCUGUGGCAGGCGAAGCCGGUGUGCCCUUCUUCAGCAUCUCCGCAUCGGAGUUCGUGGAGGUGUUUGCUGGAGUGGGUGCCUCACGUGUCCGAGAUCUCUUCGAACAAGCGAAGAAGUCUGCACCAUGCAUCAUUUUCAUCGACGAGAUUGAUGCCGUGGGACGGCAGCGAAGUGCAGGCUUUCCCGAGGCUUCGGACAGGGCAACGACGAACGUGAGCAGACCGUGA